ACAGUCACGAUGAAGUUUGUGAUCUUUGCUUUGUUUGUUGCUGGUGCCUACGGGUGUGGCCUGCCCACCUACCCUCCCGUCGUCACUAGGGUGGUUGGUGGAGAUGAUGUUCGUGAGAACAGCUGGCCCUGGCAGGUGUCUCUGCAGUACAAGAGUGGCAGCAACUUCUAUCACACUUGCGGUGGCACCCUGAUCUCCAACCAGUGGGUCCUCACUGCUGCUCACUGCAUCGGCAGUCGCACCUACAGAGUCUACCUGGGAAAGCACAAUCUGAAGAACAACAAUGAGGCCGGCUCCAUUGCCAUCAGCCCCUCCAAGAUUGUCGUCCACGAGCAAUGGGACUCUUACAGAAUCCGUAACGACAUCGCCCUGAUCAAGCUGUCAAGUCCAGUCAUGUUCACUGACUCCAUCACGGCUGCCUGUCUUCCCAACUCUGGUGACAUCCUGCCCCACAAUGCUCCCUGCUACGUCACCGGCUGGGGUCGUCUCUGGACUGGAGGUCCCAUCGCCGACAUCCUGCAGCAGGCCCUCCUCCCUGUGGUCGGCCAGUCCACCUGCACCAGGUCUGACUGGUGGGGCAGCCUGGUCACCAGCAGCAUGGUCUGCGCUGGAGGAGACGGACAGCUGGCUAGCUGCAACGGAGACUCUGGUGGUCCCCUGAACUGCCAGAACCCCGAUGGCUCCUGGGACGUCCACGGUGUGGUGAGCUUUGGCUCCAGCAUGGGCUGCAACUACCCAAAGAAGCCCUCUGUCUUCACAAGGGUCAGCGCCUACAUCCCCUGGAUCAACAAUGUGAUGGCCAGUAACUAAGAUGUUGCACUUCAACAAAUAAAGAAUGUAGAAGUUA
Messenger RNA from Centropristis striata (black sea bass), 847 nucleotides. RefSeq names its product chymotrypsin-like elastase family member 2A. The record is from RefSeq and is a predicted model, not a curated record. The transcript has 8 exons. Gene Ontology annotation, biological process: proteolysis. Gene Ontology annotation, molecular function: serine-type endopeptidase activity. Bases 10 to 810 code for a protein of 266 amino acids. Lineage: Eukaryota; Metazoa; Chordata; Actinopteri; Perciformes; Serranidae.